UGUGAGAUGGAAAAAUGGGAUGUUAAAAGUGAGAAAAGUCUUUUGCAUGCUACCCAGAGAGGGGUUGUUCUGGGUUCCCAUGUCACUUAAAGGGAAACUUUGACCUUGUGAAGAGCCCUUGAUGUCCUGCAAGUGAAGAUGUCCUCACAUUCCUUGCAGCAGGAGCCCACUAAGGUGGCACCCACCUUGUCUUCCAAAUGGGACAGUACACAGCGAUGGCAUCUGAGUCACACAUCCGAACAGAACCCGAGAGACGCUUCUGCUGGCAGCUCCUGCCCUUGAAAACCCGGCUGAUGUCAAUGUCAUUUCCUCCAAGAAUACUGACCAGGGAGCUGUGCUGGAGUUGGCUGCUGCCACCAGAGCCACGUCUAUGGCUGGCCGCUUCAUUCCUGGAACCUUCACCAACCUGGUCCCGGCAGUCUUCCCAGAGCCACGACUUCCGGUGGAUGCGAAUCCCAUGGCUCACCACCAGCCGCUCACAGAGGCAUCUCGCAUUGUCCUGCCUACCUCUGUGCCUUAACCUGUGUAACACAGAUGCUCCUCUGCAGUGUGUGGACAUUUCCUUCCCACCGGGCAGUAAGGGAGCUCGCUCAGCGGGUCGCAGGCGGCGGGAGCGGAGGCCCUAAAGUUCUGCGCAUGUGCGGUAGCCGCCCCGACCACGCGCCAGAGGGCACACGUGAUCUCCCCUUCUACAGAGAUCCCGAAGAGUUCGGAAAGGAAGAGCAGGCUGCUGCUGACAAGACCGUGACACAGGAGGCAUUUCAGGGUGAAUGGGCUGCUCCAGCUUCCCAACAUGUGGAUCCUCAACCCGGGGCCACAGGCGGGUCCAAGGGCGCAGGUGCCCCGCGGGCCUCUUCAGCCGGCUCCUCCCGGGGACUGGUCUGCAGCUCCCGCCGCUCACGUCCCUGCCUGGGUAAGAACAGCCGCUGAGUGGUCUUAAGCUCUUCUUUCACAGACUUCAACAGAAAACGGAAAACAAGCAGUUCCCCCAACCCCCGCAAAAAAAUGGGAAAGGGCCACUUUACGGCAGCAGAAACGAAGGCUCUGUAAGCAGUGAUUGCUCUGUAUUCCAGUAACAGCAGGGCUGAGAAUGGAACCGGGGUCCUCUGAUUCCAGUUCUGCUUUCCGGUGAAAGUGAUGACAGCAAACAUUGACCGAAUUCUUCUUUUUUUUUUUUUAGUUUAUUUAUUUAU
Molecule: messenger RNA, 1193 nt
Organism: Leopardus geoffroyi (Geoffroy's cat)
Lineage: Eukaryota; Metazoa; Chordata; Mammalia; Carnivora; Felidae
Product: 40S ribosomal protein SA-like
Exons: 1
Coding region: 535-930 (131 amino acids)
Source: RefSeq, a predicted model, not a curated record